AUGGCCGGGAAGCUGACGCCUGUGGACGGACAGCUCAUGUCGAGCGCCAACACACUUCCUGUCUCUUAUGCCAAUGUGCAGCACGUUGAGCUGUUCCGUGCCGAGAUGGGGAAGUACAUGGAGCAGACCGGCCGCGUCGACGCGAGCCUGUGGGCUGACGAGGCAAAGGCUGUGCGGGAGUACGGCCCUUGGGGGCAUGAGCCACCGUCAUCGGACUCUGCCGCGGACGUGAGGAGGUUCUUCAACGAGCACCCGAGCAGCACGCAGCUGAUGUUUGCUGGGUGGCUUCCCGGGAAGGUGAUCAUGCAGACGCUGGAUCAGCCGCUCUGGAUCACGGAUCGAAGGGCGUACGUGACGGGGCUCUUUGAUCAAAACCGAUAUAUCAUUUCUGAGGAUUAUGUGCUUGGCGACUAUGGCGCUCCCUGCACUCCUGUUGCCGCGUUUCUCGGUGCUGUGUGCUACUGCAACCAGGGCGGGCGCGCCGCUAUUCUCCAACACCUACACAAGGCGUCGUGGACGUUCUCAUCUCGAUCCGCCUUCAACUACGCGCAGUCCGUCUGCUACUUGAAAAACAUCGCGGUGUCGAAGCCGCUGAGCGCUCUGAUACUGAACUUCUCCGACUUCCCGAAGCUGACGGCUGCUGCUGCACGGAUGAGGACGGUAAUUCAAAAUGCAGUCGACGGAAGCGGUUUGGACUUUGCCGCGUUCAACCCGGCGAUGCUGAACGCGACGCAAGCGACGGGGCAGGGUAUUCUUGACCGGGAGCUCUUGAACUACACUGUGGAUGUGAUCACCGGUCCGCUGCUUCGAAGCAUUGACGUGAACGGCACGCUGGUGAUCUCUCCCGUGUUCAACCGGCCGAGCAUAGUGGUGCCGAAGUCGAACUACCUGUUCCUGAUGCCGACACUGGAGCAGGAGAUGUACGUCCUCUACUCGAGGAUGGCAGUCGUGACUGCCGUGACGUCGAUCAGCGCAGGUGUGAACCUUGUGCUGCACGAGUACAGCAGCGCGAGCGUGCGUGACAUCACAGCACUGGGGGUGAAGACGGCCGCCACGUUCAACCUCCCCGACCCCUCCACCGCGGGCAUCUCGCCGGGGGCGUCUGUGGCGACUUCGCUUGCACCUGAUAAGAUCAACUUUGUUCUUGGGAUCACGGAGGACGACGUGGGCGUGAUCGCCAGCUUCCUUGUUGCGAACCCAUCGGCAAUCGCGGUUAUUUCGUUUUGCGACCUCGCACAUAGCUACGACAGCCUCGUCGCUGCCUUCUCCGUGAUGCCUACCUCUGUGCAGGCGCGUCUGAUGUCGUUCACCAGCCUGCCGCUGUGGAGUGACACGUCGGAGAGCGCACUCGAAGCGAGUCCGCUGAUGAGGCUCUUCACCACCAUUUUCCCGGACCCGGCAAGCCACACGCCGUCCCUGCUGCGCAACUUCUUAUCCAUCGCAUUCAUCCAGGCUGUAGCGUAUGAGAAAGGAGGCGUUGUUAACUCCACCUCACUGCAGGAGAGAGUCUACACGCAUGGCACCAUCAACGCGCACAGUAUGUCCCUGGGCCCCUUUCAGUGGAGCUGCACCACGACGGCGAGCGGUGAUGACUGCAUAUACGAAAACUACGGCGCGCAGAGCAUUGUGAUGCUCUCCGUGCAGAGGAUGCUGGACCCGCGGGUGCCGCCGCUGACGGCUCCGAUGACGCCGUCCUUGGUGUACAGGCCUCGCGUGGCGUCGAGUGCGCUGACGCCUGCGGAGCGCAACGGCAUCAUUGCCGGCGUCGUGCUGCUUGUUGUCGCGUCGAUUGCAGCUGUUGGGCUGCUCCUGUACUGCUGCAUGGACAACCGGGACAACGACGCGGCGCCGAAGGACGGUGACGAGCCGGUGACGCUGGUCUUCACGGACAUCGAGAGCAGCACUGCGCUGUGGGCCGCGCUGCCGCAGCUGAUGGCUGACGCGAUUGUGGCGCACCACCGCGUGAUCCGGCAGCUGAUCGCGAAGCACGGGUGCUACGAGGUGAAGACGAUCGGCGACUCGUUCAUGAUUGCGUGCAAGAGCGCGCACAGCGCUGUGAGGCUUGCGUGCGAGAUCCAGACGAAGCUGCUGGGGCACGACUGGGGGACGGUGUCCAUCGACGCUGCGUACCGCGAGUUCGAGCUUGCGCGCGCGGACGCUGAUGACGACUACGUGCCGCCGACUGCGCGGCUGAGCGAGGAGGAGUACGCCGCGGUGUGGUGCGGGCUGCGCGUGCGUGUGGGGGUCCACACCGGGCUGUGCGACAUCCGGUACGACGAGGUGACGAAGGGGUACGACUACUACGGCGACGCGCCGAACAUGGCUGCGCGCACGGAGGCUGUUGCGAAUGGCGGGCAGGUUGUCGCGACGGAGACGGCGUGGUGGGCGCUGUCGAACGAGGAGCGCGCGGGUGCUGCGCACACCGCGAUGGGACGGCAGGGGCUGCGCGGUGUGCCGUUCGCGGUGGAGAUGUUCCAGAUGGACGCUGUGCCUGGGCGCCGUCACGCUGCGCUGCGCACGGAGAUCGAGGCGAUCCUGCCGGACGAGACGGCGACGGAGACGGCCUCGAGUGCUGCUGGUGCGCUGCUGUCGUCUGUGGGCACGAUGAGCGGCCCUGCUGCUGGCAUCGCCUUGGUGCUGACGAGCUGCUUUGCGCCGUACCCCGUAGCGCAGCGCGUGCGCGAGCUGCAGCCGCUGCUGAGCAAGUGGGGCGUUGGUGCGCCGCCGCGGAGCCGUGCUGUGAGCGAGGAGGACUACUGGCAGGGGCUGAUGAACCGCCUAGCGCUUCGGAUUGCGACGGUGUCGCAGGCCCGCCAGCGGAUGGGCAACGGCGGGGCCGUGGUGGCGGGCGACAUGCCGGACGUUGGCGCUGGUGGGGCGCUGAACCCGCUUGUGGGCGGGGGUGGCUGUGGCGCGGGCGGCGCGGCGCCGCGGCCUUCGGGGAUGACAGCGCCGCCGCGCUCCGAGGAGCCGUCCGCGAUGCGUGAGUGGCUAGCUAUUAACUGUCUGAUGAGCGACGCCCAGGUUUCGCUGAUGGAUUCUUUGAGCCUACGAAGAGCUAGCUCUGUGCGGAGCUCUAUUGGCUUGAUGGACACUGUGGUGCCUUUUAGCGCGCACACCUCAGGGGGUAGUACUGCGGAAAACAGUGGAGGUGAUGACGAGGUUGUGACCAUCUGUAUCACACUGGGCGCGCCCAACGCAAGGCACGUGUGCGAUGGAGCCUCGGAGGAGGUAAUCCAGUAA
Leishmania braziliensis MHOM/BR/75/M2904 is the source of this 3243-nucleotide messenger RNA. RefSeq names its product putative receptor-type adenylate cyclase. The transcript has a single exon. Lineage: Eukaryota; Euglenozoa; Kinetoplastea; Trypanosomatida; Trypanosomatidae. The record is from RefSeq and is a predicted model, not a curated record. Gene Ontology annotation, biological process: cyclic nucleotide biosynthetic process; intracellular signal transduction. The coding region runs from base 1 to 3243 and encodes 1080 amino acids.